Messenger RNA from Juglans microcarpa x Juglans regia, 501 nucleotides. RefSeq lists its product as uncharacterized. The transcript has a single exon. Bases 1 to 501 code for a protein of 166 amino acids. Lineage: Eukaryota; Viridiplantae; Streptophyta; Magnoliopsida; Fagales; Juglandaceae. The record is from RefSeq and is a predicted model, not a curated record.
AUGACCUUACACGGCUUCUCGGGAGAGGUCGUCUAUUGGGCCUUUCCGUUAACUCUAAAAGGAGCAGCCCGGAGCUGGUUUAGGGGGUUGUCAUCAGGAAUGAUAGGAAGCUUUGAGGAGCUUGUUCGUCUCUUCAUGAUGCAAUUCCUGGCUAGCCGUAAGAGGAGAUGCCCCGCGGCCUACCACCUGAUGGUCAAGCAGCGGGACGACAAAAAUCUGAAGUCGUACCUUUCGAGGUUCAAUCAGAAACACAUGACCAUGGACGACCAGGACAAGAAGAUCAUGUUAACAGCACUCUUGGGGGGUAUCUGGCCGCUGAAUCCAUUCAUGUAUGAAAUAGCACGGAAGACCCCCACCACGCUGAGAGAAUUCAUGGACCGGGCAGGUGAGUUCAUUAACGCAGAAGACACUCUAGAGGCCCUGACGGUCCCUCGACGAUCUGAGCUGGAGCGGGCUGGUAUAAAGGCAUUAGGACAACGUCCCAACCUUGACAACCGCUGA